Messenger RNA from Rhizophagus irregularis DAOM 181602=DAOM 197198, 285 nucleotides. The record is from RefSeq and is a predicted model, not a curated record. Lineage: Eukaryota; Fungi; Glomeromycota; Glomeromycetes; Glomerales; Glomeraceae.
AUGUCAAUACAUGAAUAUUUUGAUCAAACAUAUACUGAAUGGAAUAUCAGAGAGUUUUUAAAUGAAUGUAACAAAGAACCUUUUCAGCAAAAAAUUGAUACAUAUUUAAAAAGCAUUGAGAACAUUGUUAGAAGUGAUAAAGAAAAAAGAAGUAAAAAGGCACAGCAUCUUUUUGAUAGAUAUAAAAAGGCAAUCACAAAACCAGUUUUAGGAUAUAGGCAAUCUUUUAGUUUGGCUGUAUUCAAAUCUUUUAAUCAAUCUGAUUCUGGUCUUAUUGGAGUGUAG